Messenger RNA from Zonotrichia leucophrys gambelii, 816 nucleotides. Its product is annotated as keratin-associated protein 5-1-like. NCBI's taxonomy places the organism in Eukaryota, Metazoa, Chordata, Aves, Passeriformes, Passerellidae. The record is from RefSeq and is a predicted model, not a curated record. The coding region runs from base 1 to 816 and encodes 271 amino acids. The transcript is spliced from 2 exons.
AUGAUUUACUCCUCAGGAAGAGAAUCCUUCUUCAACCUGAACUCCACCUGGUACGACCCCUCUGGCUCCUGGCUGGACACGCGGCGCACGCCCUUCCGCUACGGUUACUCCACCUGCUGCUCCUCGGGCGGCUCCUCGGGCUGCCACGGCGAGGGUUGCGAGGGCAUGAGGGGCCACGACUACCGGCACUACGGCUACCGACAGCCCCGCUGCGCCGAGCGCUGCCACGGCUCCUCCAGCUCGUGCCAUGGAGGGGGGGACGGCUGUGUCAGGAGGCCCACGUACAGCUAUGGGGGCUCAGGAGGGUGCCAGGGUUAUGGGAGGUCUGUGUGUGCUGAAAGGUGCCAGGGCUCCUCAGGUUCAUGCCAUGGAGGAGGGUCCAGCUGUGUCAGGAGACCCACGUACAGCUAUGGGGGUUCAGGGGGGUGCCAGGGUUAUGGGAGGUCUGUGUGCUCCGAGAGGUGCCACGGGUCAGUGGUCCAAGGGGGGAAGCCGUGCUGUGGGACCCCCGUGCAGAGCAUCCCAGUGCAGAGCUGUCCCCAACCAGUGCAGAGCAUCCCAGUGCAGACCUGUCCUCCACCAGUGCAGACCUGUCCUCCACCAGUGCAGGUCUGUCCCUGUCCCUGUCCCCCUCCCGUGAAGAGCAUCCCAGUGAAGAGCUGUCCCCCUCCAGUCCAGACCUGUCCCCCUCCAGUCCAGACCUGUCCUUGUCCAUGUCCCGCUCCGGUCCAGCAGGGCUGUGUCCCCGUGGCCAAGGGCAUCCCCCGCCAGCAGCAGAAGCAAGUCUGCAAAGUGCCAGCCCGGAAGAUCAAAUAA